AGAUCUCCACGGAGAUAGAGAACGAGGGGGAGAAGAGAGGGAUAGAUGAGUGGUGCCGUAGCUGCAGCGUUGUCGACGACGACCUCGUCGCCGGGAGGCCACAACGUGUUCGUAUAUGGGAGCUUGCUCGCCGACGAGGUCGUGCGUGUGCUCCUUAAGCGCGUUCCUCUUUGCUGUAACGGCACACUCAUUGGCUUUCACAGGUUUAGUAUUAAGGGGCGUGUUUAUCCUGCAAUUCUUCCAGUGGAAAAUAGAAAGGUUACUGGCAAGGUUCUCCUGGGAAUAACAGAUGUUGAGUUAGAUGUCUUGGAUACAUUUGAAGAUGUUGAGUAUGAGAGGCGCACCGUUGAGAUAAAUUUACAUGAUACUUCAGAGAAAUUACUUGCGGAAACCUAUGUGUGGGGAAACAAAGAUGAUCCUGAAUUGUACGAUGACUGGGACUUUGAGGUAUGGAAGCAAUUGCACAUGAAGGAUUUCCUAGCAAUGACGACAAUGUUUGCAAAUGACCUUGAACAACCUGAAACAAAGACGCGAGUUUCUACGUACGAAUCUUAUUAUCAGAAAGAUUGAAACCAUUCGCAGAACAUUUCAUAAUGCCAUUCUUUGUUAGUGGCUUGCAGUACAUUGUCUGUUAUUUAGAUGAAUAGUUGAAUAAUGCAAAACGUGGGGAAACCCAUUCCAAGUAAAAAAUAUUUUUCCUCAUAUGACACUGCAAUGUUAGGAAGAUUAAUUGACAAUGCUAGCGUUCUUUUCUA
Messenger RNA from Dioscorea cayenensis subsp. rotundata (Guinea yam), 755 nucleotides. RefSeq names its product AIG2-like protein D. Bases 46 to 570 code for a protein of 174 amino acids. The transcript has 5 exons. The record is from RefSeq and is a predicted model, not a curated record. NCBI's taxonomy places the organism in Eukaryota, Viridiplantae, Streptophyta, Magnoliopsida, Dioscoreales, Dioscoreaceae.